This is a messenger RNA of Mangifera indica (mango), 1054 nucleotides long. RefSeq names its product NADPH-dependent pterin aldehyde reductase-like. Bases 152 to 847 code for a protein of 231 amino acids. Gene Ontology annotation, cellular component: cytosol. The transcript has 5 exons. Gene Ontology annotation, biological process: folic acid-containing compound metabolic process. The record is from RefSeq and is a predicted model, not a curated record. Lineage: Eukaryota; Viridiplantae; Streptophyta; Magnoliopsida; Sapindales; Anacardiaceae. Gene Ontology annotation, molecular function: oxidoreductase activity, acting on the CH-OH group of donors, NAD or NADP as acceptor.
GGGGUCCUCUGACAUUCGCCCUUUACCUCUAACAAUACACGUGUCCAUCACAGAAGCCAUUAUAUAUGCCAGCGAUUUCCUUUCAAAGCCAGAAACAAAAACCGUCCGACUGCGACAUUUUUUGACAGAGAACCAGACAGGCAUACACUAAAUGGCGGCGGCGUUUAAUGGCAUAAAGAAGGGCGGUUCGCGCACGGUACUGAUAACGGGAGUGAGUAAAGGACUCGGGCGAGCUCUAGCUUUGGAGAUGGCCAAGCGGGGACACACCGUUAUUGGAUGCUCCCGCACGCAGGAGAAACUCAACUCCCUCCAAUCUGAAUUCCCCAACUCAGAUAACCAUCUCUUCCUCAAUGUAGACGUGAAGUCAAAUAGCAGUGUUGAAGAACUAGCACGAAUUGUGGUGGAGAAAAAGGGUGUUCCUGAUAUUAUAGUAAAUAAUGCAGGAACCAUUAAUAAAAAUAACAAGAUAUGGGAGGUUCCCCCAGAAGAGUUUGAUACUGUUAUUGAUACUAAUGUUAAAGGGGUAGCAAACGUGUUGCGCCACUUCAUCCCAUUGAUGAUCACAAAAAAGCAGGGGAUUAUUGUUAAUAUGUCUUCUGGGUGGGGAAGAUCAGGUGCUGCCCUGGUUGCUCCUUAUUGUGCAUCAAAAUGGGCUGUUGAAGGAUUAUCUAGAUCAGUGGCAAAGGAAUUGCCUGACGGGAUGGCAGUCAUUGCUCUAAAUCCUGGUGUGAUAAACACUGAUCUGCUUACAUCAUGCUUUGGUUCUUCGGCUGCCUUAUACCAGGCACCUGAUGCAUGUAUUCACAGAUGUCAUCAUGAUGAGAAUAAGGAUACUGCAAGCAGGUGAAAGAUGAAGACUUGUUUAUAAGCACGGCGGUUUUUAUUUGCAAAAACCUGCGACCAUCCUGCAGAAAAUCUCUUAGAUAAUUGUUUUUCUGCAUCAACUUUUCGGAUCUCAUUCAAUGGUUUAUGCAGAAUAUUUGAUCUUGUUUGUUAAUACUUUAGAUCAAUUACUUUCCAUUAUUUUUUUGUCUUAGAGAUGUAUUUUACCAAA